GCGAGUGAGCAUAACUUGCAGUAGAGGAUUCCUUUCCUUCUUUUCCCCUUCCUCUUCGAUCGGUAGUUUAGGGUUUCUGUAUCAUGCGAAAAAGAUUCGAUUUUGUUCGAUUUUGGUCGAUUUUGAUCCAAUUUUAGUGAUUCGAGAUUGAAUUGGGGGGAUUCGAGGAUGCAUAUUGAGGAAUUGAACGCUGAGGAUGUGGAGUUCUUGAGCGGUGGCGAUGAGAAGUUAGGGCUAAUUGAUGCGAAAAGGGCUGUGGUCGGUGUUGGAGCAAGAUUUCUCUUUUAUCCGACGCUUCUUUAUAAUGUCAUCAGGAACAAGAUCCAGGCCGAGUUUCGAUGGUGGGAUGAAGUCGAUGAGUUUUUAUUACUAGGGGCAGUUCCAUUUCCUAGUCAUGUUCCAUGCUUAAAGGAACUUGGUGUUUGUGGAGUAAUCACCUUAAAUGAGCCAUAUGAGACGCUGGUGUCUACGCCACUGUACCUUGCUCAUGGGAUUGAGCAUUUGGUGAUACCCACGAGAGAUUAUUGCUUUGCUCCAUCACUGGGAGAUAUAUGUAAAGCUGUAGACUUCAUCCACAAGAAUGCAUCCUGUGGGAAGACAACGUAUGUUCACUGUAAAGCUGGUCGAGGACGAAGCACAACCAUUGUUCUCUGUUACCUGGUGCGAUACAAACAGAUGACACCUGCUGCAGCGUACGAGCAUGUCAGAUUAAGUAGGCCAAGGGUUCUUUUGGCUUCACCUCAGUGGCAGGCAGUCCAAGAUUACUACCGCCUCCUAGUAAACAAAACCAUGAUUGCAAGCUGCUUAAACUAUCCAAUUACAAGAUCACCUGUGCCCCUCACCACCGGCAACCUGAUGAAGUUUGAUGAAAGCUCGUUUGUUGUGAUAUCAAAAUCUGAUCUUGAUGGAUAUGAAUCCGAUUGCAAAUCGAGCAGAAUAUGGGAACUGAGCCUAGUGUAUCGUGUGCAGUUUGCUGGUCAAGCUGCUCUUGCUAGCCUCUCAUGCUUAUGGCUCCGGUGUCAUACAAAUGGAGAAAGAUUGGCUGAUAAUAAGCUUGGAAGGGAGAGUUGCUCUCAGGAGGCCGACCAGCUUGGAAUAGGGCAUCCUUGUCUUGUCAGUGGGGUGGUUGUAAAAUUGUAAAUAAUACUACCAUUAAGUUUUCGCCCUUUUUUUUAUAAUCACUGCCAAGUAUAUACCAAAAAUUGGCUGUGAUUACGCUUUUAAGGCAUUUCGAUCCAGGUAAGCGUGACUUCUGCAUGUACAUGUAUGUGUGUAAUGUGUAUAUAGAGCAAUAAAAAUGUCCUGCAUUUUCUUAUUUAAGAAAGCUUUCCUGGA
Asparagus officinalis (garden asparagus) is the source of this 1335-nucleotide messenger RNA. Its product is annotated as putative dual specificity protein phosphatase DSP8. Lineage: Eukaryota; Viridiplantae; Streptophyta; Magnoliopsida; Asparagales; Asparagaceae. The record is from RefSeq and is a predicted model, not a curated record. Gene Ontology annotation, molecular function: protein tyrosine/serine/threonine phosphatase activity; phosphatidylinositol-4,5-bisphosphate 5-phosphatase activity. The transcript is spliced from 6 exons. Bases 169 to 1140 code for a protein of 323 amino acids. Gene Ontology annotation, biological process: protein dephosphorylation.